AUGUGGUUGAUAUGGGUUUACGGAGAAACUGAUAAGCAAGGGUUGCUCGAAUUCAAGUCUCGAGUUUCUGAAAACGGAAGAGUUGUCCUUUCCUCAUGGAAUCACUCAAACCCUUUAUGCAACUGGGAUGGGUUACAUGUGGCCGCAAACACAAGAGAGUUACUCGUUUGGACCUCGGAGAUUGCAACUGGGCGGGGUGAUAUCACCAUUAUUGGUAAUCUUUCGUUUCUCGUAUCACUUGGUCUCUCUAAUAACUCUUUUGGUGGUACCAUCCCUCAAGAGCUGGGAAACUUGUUUAGACUGAAAGAUUUGAAUAUGUUCUCAAAUUUUCUCGGUGGAACGAUUCCAGCCCGUCUGUCUAACUGCUCUAGAUUGUUGAGGCUUAGUGUAGAUUCAAAUGAUCUUGGAGGAAGGUAUUCCUUCAGAACUAGGGUCAUUGACAAAGCUUGUCAUUUAUAUCUUGGUAGAAACAACCUGAAAGGGAAGCUCCCUGCAUCUCUUGGAAACUUGACAUCACUCACAAACUUGUUUGGAGAUAACAAUAUUAGAAGGAGGAAUUCCGGAUAUAUAGCUAGACUGACUCAAAUGGUGAUCUUGAAGCAUCAAAACAAUUCUCAGGUGUAUUUCCGCCGCAAUCUACAAUUUGUCCUCACUCGAGUUUUAUACAUGAUGAUAAUGGUUUCUCAGGUAGUCUGA
Microthlaspi erraticum is the source of this 696-nucleotide messenger RNA. The record is from the annotation of a GenBank genome assembly. Lineage: Eukaryota; Viridiplantae; Streptophyta; Magnoliopsida; Brassicales; Brassicaceae.